Sitophilus oryzae (rice weevil) is the source of this 1624-nucleotide messenger RNA. It is a transcript of the gene Cpap3-d2, whose product is annotated as protein obstructor-E-like. The transcript has 6 exons. Gene Ontology annotation, cellular component: extracellular region. The record is from RefSeq and is a predicted model, not a curated record. Bases 155 to 943 code for a protein of 262 amino acids. Lineage: Eukaryota; Metazoa; Arthropoda; Insecta; Coleoptera; Curculionidae. Gene Ontology annotation, molecular function: chitin binding.
ACCGCGCCGCAAGAAUCACCUUUUGAGAAAAAGAAGCGCUCCAUCGAGUUGUGCUUCAGUUUUCAGUGAAACGCCGAGCCGGGAAGCUAACUGUGAAGCUAACUAAAGUGAACUAUACUUACGGGGUGCGCUCGAAAAAUAGACAGUCGUCAGUAUGGGGAGGAAAUGCAGUGGAAUCGUUCUGCUGGUCAGUUUAUAUUUGGUAGCAGGUCAAAAAUUAAAGGGCAACCAAGAAGAUCCCUGCCAAGUCAAAGCUAGAGUUAUAGGAGAUGAAACAUAUUGUGACAGGUAUUGGGAAUGUGUCGACGGUCAGCCUGAAUUAUACGAUUGUCCCAAUGGAUUAGUCUUUGCAGGGAAAAACAGAGGUGUAACGGAAGGCUGCGACUAUCCAUGGAGGUCAAAUUAUUGUGAAGGAAAACAACAAGCCAAUCCACCUAUCGGUACUGACCACUGCGACUGGUUGUACGGAAUCUUCGGACAUGAGACUUCCUGCACCAGAUAUUGGACUUGUUGGAAUGGCACAGCCACAGAACAGCUCUGCAUCGGAGGUUUACUCUACAACGAACGUACUCAUUCCUGUGAUUGGCCCGAAAACGUAGAUGGAUGUCAAAAACAUCCUUUAUGUAAUGAUGAUCCAAAUGGAAACGUACCAUUGGGAAAAUCCUGCAACCGAUACUGGCAAUGCCAGGGAGGAUAUCCCAGACUACAAAGGUGUCCAGCUAUGUUGGUGUUCGACAGGAGAUCCUUAAGAUGUGUGGUACCGCCCACCGAAGACUGCGACGUACCCAGCACCCUUCCCCCACCAGUCAGAGAGGAAGAAGAAGAACAGAACAUUCCCCAAAACAACCCCAAAAAUAGAGGCAAUAGAGAACCAGCCAACUUCCCAAACCUACCCCCCGGAGCGAUCCCAAUCCCAUCGAAAAACAACAGAGGACAAAACUAAUUUAGUAAUUUAGUACUACUAUUUUAAGUAUUUUAUUUUAAGUCGUCGAACUGAGAGUUAAGGCGCGUUUACACCAGUCAAGUUAAGUUCAACUUGACCAAUUGACUUGACUCGUAUGGACGCACCUUUAAGUAUUUUAUCGAAAAAGUAGCACAGCAUACAUAUCGCGUAGAUUCAACUGAAUAUUUAUUUUUUUCUUUAAUACGUAAUAUUGAUGUAAUAACACGUUAAAAAUAAUGAUUUCGCGGUAUUUUUGUGGUAUAAUAUUAAUUUAUUCCUCAUCAAAUUGAGUUAAUGUAAUUUCCAUAUGGCGUUUUCUUAAUGUUAGAUGGCCGAGUUUACUUUCUCUAGUUGCAUUUUUCAUUUCCACGUGAAACACUUUCACUUUUUGCGACUAUAUAUAAUAUAUAUUAUGUGCAUGUAUAUUUUUUCCAUAUUUUAGUGCCAGUAUAUAUAAUAUUACUUUCGUCUUUCGUAUGUACAGUGUGUCCACAUAUUUAGGAUGGGUCACUGAAAAUUUCUUGAUUGAGAUUUUAUUUUUAUUAUUCUUUUUAAGUUAUUGGAUAUACGUAUUAAUCUAAUUUAUGAUUUGUAAGAAAUUAUUUUACAUGUUUAUUAAGGUUUAAUGAACGCACAUAAUUCUGAUCACACUGUAUAUAUAUAUUUCUUGAAAAAAAAAGA